This is a messenger RNA of Closterium sp. Yama58-4, 4380 nucleotides long. Lineage: Eukaryota; Viridiplantae; Streptophyta; Zygnematophyceae; Desmidiales; Closteriaceae. The record is from the annotation of a GenBank genome assembly.
AUGUAUGCGAUGUCUAUUAGUGGAGAGGGUGCUCAGUACUUGCGUGUUCCGCCCGACCCGGGCAUUCAGGCCAGUCCGGCUGCCGCUCUAGGUGCUAGUGCGUCUGCUGCUCCCUGUGCGCUCCAGGACGGAGGUGUUCACCAGUUCACCCCUGCCUACGAGCGCGUGACACACUGCACGUGUGCUCGGACGGGUCGCCACCUGGCUACCUUCACUCGGGAGCCGGGGUCGGACCUUUACACACUGACCACUGAGUCCCCUCAGGUAGCUGCGUCUGCGUCUGCGUCAGGUCAGCUGUCCGCCCCCUGCUCGUGUCGCUCUCUGGCGCAUGAGACUGUCCUUUGGCACCACCGCCUUGGUCACCCGUCUGUGCAGCGCCUUCGGGCUAUGCACAAACGGGACCUUGUUGCUGGUCUUCCCAGGGUGCUCCCUCCCCUUCCCGACUCGCCUGCUCCUCCCUGUAUUCCCUGUGUCGAGGGACGGCAGCGCGCCGCUCCUCACUCCUCCUCCUUUCCCCCGACGACUGCUCCCUUGCAGACGCUCCACAUGGACGUGUGGGGCCCAGCCCGCGUCCGUGGUCAGGGUCAGGAGAGGUACUUCCUGAUUGUUGUUGACGACUUCUCGCGCUACACCACGGUCUUCCCCUUGCGCGCCAAGGGUGACGUCCCUGAUGUCUUGAUCCCUUGGAUCCGCAGAUCUCGUCUCCAGCUCAGUGAGCGUUUCCGCUCUGACUUCCCUGUCCUGCGUCUGCACUCUGACAGAGGUGGGGAGUUCUCCUCUGGCCUAUUGGAGGCCUUCUGUCAGCAGGAGGGCAUUGAGCAGUCAUACACGCUUCCGGCCUCUCCACAGCAUAAUGGGGUUGCUGAGCGUCGCAUUGGUCUGGUCAUGGAGGUCGCUCGUACCUCCUUGAGCCAUGCGGCUGCCCCCCAUUUUCUGUGGCCGUUUGCAGUCCGAUACGCUGCGCAUCAGCUCAACCUCUGGCCCCGUGUCUCCUUGCCCGAGACUUCUCCGACAUUGCGUUGGACGGGAGAGGCUGGCGAUGCGUCGCGUUUUCGGGCUUUUGUCCACGACACGUCCGCGGACAAGCUCUCCCGUCGCGCUGUCCCCUGCGUCUUCCUUGGCUUUGUCCCGGACGCCCCUGGCUGGCAGUUCUACCACCCCACCUCGCGUCGUGUCCUGGCCUCUCAGGACGUCACUUUUGACGAGUCCGUCCCCUACUACCGCCUCUUCCCCUACCGCACUGCCCCGCUCCCCCCCCCGCCUCUCUUCCUCGCUCCAGGUGCUGAGGUACCAGACCCCCUCCCCCCUCAGGGUGCCGCUCCCUCAGGUGUGUCCCAGGUAGACCCGGGUGAGCCUGUCGAGGUAGCUGUUGACUCUCGUCCUGCUAGGGGUGCUGAGCCUGGGGGUGCUGCGUCUGGGGGUGCUGAGCCCGGGGGUGCUGCGUCUGGGGGUGCUGAGCCUGGGAGUGCUGAGUCUGGGGGUGCGGAGCCUGGGGGUGCUGAGCCAGGAGGUGCGGAGCCUGGAGGUGCUGAGCCUGGGGGUGCUGAGUCUGGGGGUGCUGAGUCUGGGGGUGCUGAGCCUGUGCGUGCUACACCUGGAGGAGCCCUCUCCUCCCAGCAGCUGCAGGAGAGGUACCUCGAGUACUGCCGCCUCCGGAGAGGUGCUGCUGGAGCUCGUCCCGGUACUUCCCCUCCUACCCAGGAGCUCCCCCCCAUUCAGCAGAUCCGCGAGUGGUACACACGGCGCUGCAGUCUUCGGAGUGGUGCUCCUGGUGCUGCGGACCCUGGGGGUGGAGCUGCUGCUGGUGCUGAGGACCCGGACGGUGGAGCUGCUGCUGGUGCUGAGGACCCGGCCGGUGGAGCUGCUGCUGGUACUGAGGACUCGGACGGUGGAGCUGCUGCUGGAGCUGAGGACCCGAGCGGUGGCGCUGCUGCUGCUACUGAGGACCCGGGCGUUGGAGCUACUACUGGUGCUGAGGACCCGGCCGGUGGAGCUGCUGCUGGUACUGAGGACUCGGACGGUGGAGCUGCUGCUGGAGCUGAGGACCCGAGCGGUGGCGCUGCUGCUGCUACUGAGGACCCGGGCGUUGGAGCUACUACUGGUACUGAGGACCCGGCCGGUGGAGCUGCUGCUGGUGCUGUGGACCCGGCCGCUGGAGUCUCCUCUGCUUCUGGAGACGCUGCGCGGCCGCGACCGUACUUCGUACCGCUCCUUCAUCAUGUUCUUGGGCAGGCUCCUCCUCCUUGUCCUCCUCCCUCUGUAGAGUGUCCUCUGCCUGUCCAGCCGCAGUCACAGUUCCCGCCUACCUCGCCUCUCCCUGCUCCCUCUCCGUACACUGGUCCCACAGGAGGUCUUACAGAGCGUCGUGAGCCUGAGUCUCGUCCUGCGUCGCCUGUUCGUCCUGCUCGCACUGGUAGUCGUGUCCGUCGUGAGCGUCCUCCUCCUGUCCCGGGCACUCACUACAUGACUCUGCGUCCCUCUACUGCUCCUCAGCGUGUCCCUCUGCCGUCUCCUCCUGCGUCUUCUUUGCCUCACGUUCCGGACCCUGAGUCUGACCGGUACCGUGCUGAGCACCCUACUGUCACGCGUCUCCUCGCUACUGUUGUCACUGACCCUACCUUUGAGUCCUCGACUGCGUCUGCUCUGGUCGCUGAGUUGGUUGACUUUGCUGCUGCCUAUUGUCUUGACUACGCUGCUAGCCUUGUUGCUGAGUCUGAGUCUGAGUCUGUCUGUCCUCCGUCCGUCGGGGGUGAGUGUGCUCUUGGCACGGACGUCCUUGAGGACAGACAGGAGGAGUUCCAGUGUCUUGCUGCUGCUUUGCCCCGUCUCGUGUCCUUGCUAGUUGCCCCUGAGGGAGACCCGGAUGCACCAGACAUCCCGACCCCGCGCACUUACGCUGAGGCGAUGGCGGGUCCCUACUCCUCUCAGUGGCAGACAGCCAUGGACGCCGAGAUGGCCUCCUGGAAGUCCACACGCACCUACGUCGACGAGGUUCCCCCUCCUGGGGCGAACAUCGUCAGUGGCAUUCAGCGAGAGGGAGUUGAUUUCUUCCAGACCUUCUCCCCCACCCCGAAGAUGACUACUCUUCGGGUGCUGCUGCACAUAGCCGCUCACCGCGACUACGAGCUUCACUCACUUGACUUCAGCACUGCUUUCUUGCAGGGCAGCCUGCACGAGGAGAUCUGGCUGCGCCGCCCACCUGGCUUCACUGGGUCGUUUCCUCCUGGUACUCAGUGGAGGCUUCAGCGGCCGGUCUACGGUCUCCGCCAGGCUCCGCGUGAGUGGCACGACACACUGAGGACUACACUUGCGGCUCUUGGGUUCGCGCCUUCUACAGCUGACCCGUCGCUGUUCCUGCGCACCGACACUUCGCUGCCGCCGUUCUACAUCCUCGUGUACGUCGACGACUUGGUCUUUGCCACUGCUGACACUGCAGGACUCGCCUACGUGAAGUCAGAGCUGCAGAGGAGACACACGUGCACAGACCUGGGUGAGCUGACAAGCUAUCUUGGCUUGCGGAUCACCCGGGACAGAGCACGGCGCACCAUCACCCUGACUCAGUCACACAUGGUGCAGCAGGUUCUCCAGCGCUUCGGCUUCACGUACUCCUCGCCUCAGUCCACUCCUCUGCCUACCGGUCACUCGCUCUCAGCUCUGCCUUCGGAUGAGUCCGUAGAGCCGAGUGGCCCGUAUCCAGAGCUUGUGGGCUGCCUCAUGUACCUAAUGACCUGCACUCGACCUGACCUUGCAUACCCUCUUAGCAUCCUUGCACGCUAUGUCGCUCCUGGCCGUCACAGGAAGGAGCACAUGGAUGCCGCUAAGAGGGUGUUGCGCUACUUGUGCAGUACGUCGGGCAUGGGGCUUGUGCUUGGAGGGCGAGACCGAGUUGUUCUCACAGGGCACUCAGACGCUUCUUGGGCAGACGACCAGGCCACUCAGCAGUCGUCUCAGGGUUACACCUUCAGCCUUGGCUCUGGCUCAGUUUCUUGGCGCUCUACACGCUCUUCUUCUGUUCUCGGCUCCAGUUGCGAGGCUGAGAUCUACGCUACAGCCAUGGCUGCCCAGGAGCUACGCUGGCUGACCUACCUGCUGACCGACCUCGGAGAGCCGCCUCGUUCUCCUCCAGUCCUGUACGUCGACAACAAGGCUGCCAUUGCCUUGUGUGAGGAGCACAGACUGGAGCACAGAACGAAGCACAUCGCCCUGCGGUACUUCCUUGCUCGUGAGCUGCAGCAGCGCGGUCAGCUUUGUAUUCGCUACGUGGCCACUGAGGCCAACACUGCUGAUGUGUUCACCAAGGCGCUUCAGCCUCGUGACCAUCAGCGCUUCUGCACUCUACUAGGCCUUGUGCCUACUGGACCUCACUUACUUACCUCUUGA